AUGAGCGCAUUUUCGAAGAGACGAACAUUGGGAUUGUCUCGAUAUCCUGUUACUCUUACAAUCACGUUUUUACUCUCACUUUCCGUACUUUUUGUGCAAACCAACGUUGCCAUAAAAUUGCCGGAUAUUCCGGAUCGUGAGGAAAUGUCAGAUGUUGAGUUGAAACAGCACGGGAUGAAUGAUGAGCAACGCUUAUUCAAACACAUUGUCAGGAAUUAUGACAUUUCCGUGCGACCGGUUUGGAAUGCAAGCACUGUCGAUGAAAGAAAUCAAGUUUUGACGUUAAAUGUUUGGGUGGAACAAAGUUGGCGUGACGAAAGAAUUCGCUGGGAUCCAAUCGAAUUUGGCAAUAUCAGCAAACUAACAGUCGGCAAGAAGUAUUUGUGGACACCGGAUAUCGUCCUCUAUAAUAAUGCGCGAGAUUUCUCACGCGGUUUUGUUGACACUAAUCUUCAUAUUUUGAGUAAUGGCGAUAGGAUAUACGAUCAAUCACAGUUGGAUGUACAAAUUAUGGAACGAUACGAUGGUAAAAAUCCGUUCACGCGUGAUUCGUUUAUCGAAAAUGGGGAAUGGGAAAUUGUUGCAAAUCGUACUCGUAAGAUACUUCGCGGUAGACAAACAACCUUUUCGACAAUUGUAUUUGAAUUGCAUUUACGACGGCGCGUGCUAUACUUCAUUUAUAAUAUUAUCGCACCGUGUUUCAUGCUUUCUAUGUUAACAAUGAUGCAAUUCUUACUACCAUGUGAAAGCGGUGAAAAAAUAACACUUGGCUUAACAGUGCUGCUAGCUUAUUCCGUUUUCAGCUUUAAUAUUGCUGAAAAUAUGCCGGAAACAUCAGAAGUCAUUCCUCUUAUCGCAAUAUAUUUGAUGGGAAUAAUGACAAUCUCGGGUCUCGGCGUUUGUCUAUCAGUCAUCGUUCUCAACAUGAGGCACAGCGCUGAACGAAAUUGCAGACCACCAUACUGGCUGAAUUUUAUUGCUUAUCGAAUUCUGGGGCGCUUGUUCGGCACAGCGACACCAAAAACGCGUCGAAAAUUGGAAUAUGCGAAGAACACAAAAGAUUUGAUGAGCGAAAUUAUUAUAGAACGAAUUGAAAAUGAGAACGAUCACGACGAAUUGGUUGAGGAAUGGAAUCAUAUUUCGAUUGUCUUUGAUCGCUUCUUCUUUUGUUGUAUUUUUUUCCUCACCGGUAUUGCUACCUUUUUUUUACUAAUAGCUCCACGUUUCAGUCAUCGAGAUUUUGAUAUGAAUCUCUGA
Messenger RNA from Acanthocheilonema viteae, 1257 nucleotides. Lineage: Eukaryota; Metazoa; Nematoda; Chromadorea; Rhabditida; Onchocercidae. The record is from the annotation of a GenBank genome assembly.